AUGAACACAUUUAAUAUUAAACGGUUUUCUAUCUUGCUUUUUGUGAUUUCAUUUCUUACAACUUUUAAUAUUAUAUGGACACGAGAAGAACAAACGAAACAACAAGUGAAACACGUGGAGGUGGAGAAGAACGCUUCCAAAAGAUAUUCUUAUAAAUCAACGGGUGAUCCAAAGACAGUUACCUUAAAACAUAUCUAUCAUCGUUGUACUUCAAAAUAUCCUAAUCUUAUACGCCGUAAAGAUAUUAGUGAAGCUUCUUUACGUGUACACGAGCUUAAAACUGGGGUAUCAUUUACAUAUACUCUUAAGGGGAUAAAUGGUACAAAAAUGACACCUACGAAAUAUCCAAUAGAUGAAUAUCGUCAAAAAUCUAAGAAUGAACAAAUUUCAUUAAAAAUGGAUUGGGAAACUACCGAAGGAAUGUUACCUGAUGUAAAAGAUUGGGAUACUUUAAUCAAUUUGGCAAAGAUUACUUAUAAUGCUUAUACUUUGGAAGAAAAUGAAGAUUGGUAUGACCUUGGUGAUGAUUAUCAUCGGCGUGAUUCUUUUGGAUGGGAAGGUGAUGGAAUUCGAGGACAUGUAUUUGGUGAUGAAAAAAAUGAAACAAUAAUCAUUGCAUUUAAAGGUACCAGUAUGGGUUUUAAUGCAGAUGAAUAUCCAAAUGCUACAAUUUGGUUAACUGGACAUUCUCUUGGUGGUGCACUUUCCUCCUUACUUGGAAUUACUUUUGGUUUACCAGCUGUAGGAUUUGAAUCUCCCGGAGAAAGAUUAGCUGCUGAGAGAUUACAUUUACCGAAACCUCCGGCUAUUCCGUAUGACAAAAUGAAUAUAUGGCAUAUUGGUCAUUCAGCUGAUCCUAUUUUUAUGGGAGGCAUGUCAAGUUCUUGUUAUAUUGGAGGAUAUGCUGUAAGAUAUCUUAAGUAG
Molecule: messenger RNA, 924 nt
Organism: Diversispora eburnea
Lineage: Eukaryota; Fungi; Glomeromycota; Glomeromycetes; Diversisporales; Diversisporaceae
Source: the annotation of a GenBank genome assembly